CUAUUUGUUUAUUAGGGAUAUGUUAAUAUUUUUAUUAGAAAACAAGACAGCGUGAGGUGGAGAACAUGCAUGCAAGAUCAAAUUGAAGUCAUAUAUAUUUACGUAACAAGUUUACUUGAACCCCAUGCAAGUCCCAUGCACUCAAACCCUUCUAUAUAAACCCCUCCAAGUUCAUCAUCCAGUCAUAAUCAAAUUAGCCAUUACACAAACUACAAAGUCUCUCAACCAUGGCAGUUCCAAAAGCUCACUACUCUCUAGCCAUCCUUGUCAUUCUCUUUGUCGUUUCAAAUUGCCAAAAUGCCUGCAAUCCAGAAUGCAAGGCUAAAGAACCCUUCAACUGCGAUAAUUCUCUUACCUUCAACCGAACUGGAUUUCCAAAGAACUUUACUUUCGGUGCAGCUACUUCCGCGUACCAGAUUGAGGGUGCUGCACAUAGAGCCCUUAAUGGAUGGGACUACUACACUCAUAGAUAUCCAGAAAGGGUUCCAGAUCGCAGCUCCGGAGACGUUGCUUGUGAUUCGUAUGAUCUUUACAAGGAGGAUGUCAAAUUACUGAAAAGAUUGAAAGUUCAAGCAUACCGACUCUCCAUAGCCUGGUCAAGGGUCUUACCAAAGGGAAGACUGACUGGAGGAGUGGACGAGAACGGGAUAGCAUACUACAACAAUCUCAUUAACGAGUUAAAAGCUAAUGGCAUAGAGCCAUUUGUGACUAUAUUUCAUUGGGAUGUUCCCCAAACUCUAGAAGACGAGUACGGAGGCUUCUUAAGCCCGCGUAUAGUAGAGGACUUCAAGAACUAUGCGGAGCUUCUAUUCCAAAGAUUCGGAGACAGAGUCAAGUUUUGGAUCACUCUAAACCAGCCUUACUCUCUCUCAUCCAAAGGUUAUGGAGAUGGAUCAUAUCCACCGGGAAGGUGCACUGGCUGUGAAUUUGGAGGUGAUUCUGGAACCGAACCUUAUAUAGUCACGCAUCACCAACUUCUAGCCCAUGCAGAAGCUGUAUCUUUAUACCGAAAAAGAUAUCAGAAAUUUCAAGGUGGUAAGAUAGGAACGACCUUGAUCGGGAGAUGGUUUGCCCCGCUAAACGAAACUAGCGAUCUCGACCAGGCUGCUGCAAGACGAGCAUUCCAAUUCUUCGUUGGAUGGUUCUUGGAUCCAUUGGUGUACGGAGAAUAUCCAACGAUAAUGAGAGAACUCGUUGGAGACAGAUUGCCAAAAUUCACACCGCAAGAAUCAGAUUUAGUUAAGGGAUCACUUGAUUUUCUAGGGCUGAACUAUUAUGUUACACAAUAUGCAAGCGACGCAUCUCCUCCUCCUCAGACACACCCUAGCGUCUUAACCGAUCCACGAGUUACUCUUGGAUAUUAUCGCAAUGGAGUACCUAUCGGUGUUGAGUCUCCAAGCUUUGUCUACUAUCCUCCAGGGUUUCGUCAGAUUCUAAAUCAUAUCAAAGACAACUACCAAAACCCACUUACCUACAUCACCGAAAACGGAGUUGCUGAUUAUGGAAACUUAACGGUAGCAAAUGCUCUUGCCGAUAACGGAAGAAUUCAAAAUCAUUGCAGCCAUCUUUCAUGUCUCAAAUGCUCCAUCGAGGAUGGUUGCAACGUAGCAGGUUAUUUUGCUUGGUCAUUGAUGGACAAUUAUGAAUUUGGAAAUGGUUACACUCUCCGGUUUGGUAUGAAUUGGGUCAAUUUCACUAAUCCUGCUGAUCGAAGAGAAAAGGAUUCUGGGAAAUGGUAUUCUAGGUUCGUCGCAAAAUAAGGGGAAUUGAUAGACAAAUAUCAACCCCAUAUGUAUCCAACCUUUAAUCCAUUAAGUACUGGACAAUAUAAAUUAUUUUCUUCAACUUAUAAAAGCUUAUGUGCUGUGUAUUGUUAAUAAUGUUGUAAUAAUUGGACCUUAACUCUUGGCCAAAUCAUAAAUAAAUAAAAACAUUUAUAUGACGUGCUUUGUACUUAUAGCUUGUACUUUGUUUUAUUUACCUUUCCCAAGCAUAACAUCUCAUCAUCUACGACAUGCUCUCUUUUUGUUUUGGUAAAAAUUACGACACGUUCUUAUUUGAUCAUUACCACAUUUUUUAAUAAAAUAUCCAAACCAAGGAUAUAAUGUCUAAUUUAAGUGCCAAAUCAUAUUAUUUUGUGUUAUUUUACUCCUCUCGUUUAUUUUCAAUUUUUAGAAAAUAUUAUUUUACCCGACCACAGAAACGACGUCACGCAUAGCUUCUCCAUUAUUUCCAGACAUGAAAUAUGGAGGUUAAAACAGUGUGCCAAAAGUUUGUCAUGCUAGUAAAAUUAAUUGAUUGUAUAAGUUGCAUCCGUCCCGAAAUACUAACGGCUUGUAAUUUUAUUCAUGCUUCUUAUUGUAAUUGGGAGUCCUAAAUAUCGUGGGAGUUAGUCAAUAAGAAUUUCAAAUGAGGUUGAUAUUUCUGGCAUGAAGAUCAUUAUGUGUCUAAGUUCAAAAAAAAUGAUCAUUAUGUGUCUUCCCAGCCAUGUGUAUACAAAAAUUGUUCAUGCUUAUGGCUAAAAACCUCAAGCAUUUGUGAAGAAACAUUUUCAAAGAGAAGACGACAUCCUUCUAUGAAACAGUCUAAUUGAUUAAAACUUUCAUUUAUAUAUAUGUGUAUAUAUAAAUGUUUUUAUAGAUUUCAGCCUACCAAAUUAAUGAACUUUCAUUUCACCUAUUCAAACUAAUACAUAUAUAUUAUAUGUGGUAUAUCAUAUGAGAAUUUAUUAUAACAUAUAUUGUGCAAAUUAUUCUUAUAGCACAUAAGUAUAAAUAAUAAGUAAAAUUAUCUAAAAUUUAAUGAAAAAUAAUUAUACGUGAUAUUCAGUUUUAAACCUAUUUUGAAUACAAUACUAUUAUUAGCUCAUAUCAAAUCAAUAAUUUACUCAAUUAUAAAUCAUUUGACUGCUAUGUAUAUGCAAAAACAAUAGUUUAUAGAUGAUUAAAUAACCUGAACAUAUUUUUUUUCCUAUUGCAAAUGUAUACCCUUGAUCGAUGAUUAAAAUAUAUGGUGCAAAAUUUUGAAAUUUUCUUUCAAAAUAAUCAAAAAUAAGCUUACAUUUGAAUUGAAUACUUUGUUCGCCCUAGCUGGUUCUCUCCCAGGCACGGAGUCCAAGACAGCCGCCGCUCAUCAUACUUCUCCGCCAGAAUGAAGAUCUCUCUCCGGUGCAGCUCCUCCUUCUCUUAACCACGAGCCUCUCCUCCGCUGUUGCAGUCACCUCACAUUCCAUCCCGAAGCUUUUCCUCUUCUCUGUCAAUGGAGUCUCUUGAAGCUGUUUCGUCUGGUUCUCCUCUCCUGCAACCUGAACCUCCAGAUCCGGAUAUCGACGUGAUGCUCCUGGUGGUUCCUCCUGUUCCUCCAGUCCCCCCCGACCCUCCACCGGUUCUCCUAGGUUGUGCGAUUAUCCGCCAGAUCUCGUUGUCUUUCACCACCCCUCACCAUCAGAGAGAACCGGAAGCUCCGUUGCCAUGGUUUCUCUGCGCUUCUACUAGUUUCUCGCUCAAGCUUCUCUGCUCAGAUGCAGAGGCGGGGGUUGUUGAGUUAUUUGUUGCAAGGUUUUUGGGAUUUCUGAUAGCAAAGUGCAAGCUUACCUCCCUUCAUUGCUCAUCAUUUCAAGUUCUCGAGGACUGGACUUCAAAUGGUGAAAUAUUGGAGUUCUCAGUCAAAGCCUAUCCUUCAUUUGAAAUCUCUGGUACAUGUUGUUGGACCCAUCUCCCUUUGCUUCAUGCUUCCGCAAGGUAUGGUGUUCAUAUCUUGUUGGAGUGAGUCUUUCUUGUUCGAUCAUUGCUGCCGUGUAGACUGUAAUUGUCUUAGUAGGAGAUCCCUGUUUCUUGAUAAUCAAGAGAUUAUGCUGUUUUUGAAUGGCUCUUUACCUCGUAUUGAGGAUGUUACAAACC
Molecule: messenger RNA, 3899 nt
Organism: Brassica napus (rape)
Lineage: Eukaryota; Viridiplantae; Streptophyta; Magnoliopsida; Brassicales; Brassicaceae
Product: myrosinase 4-like
Exons: 13
Coding region: 228-1760 (510 amino acids)
Biological process (GO): carbohydrate metabolic process
Molecular function (GO): beta-glucosidase activity
Source: RefSeq, a predicted model, not a curated record